Molecule: messenger RNA, 859 nt
Organism: Aegilops tauschii subsp. strangulata
Lineage: Eukaryota; Viridiplantae; Streptophyta; Magnoliopsida; Poales; Poaceae
Product: dirigent protein 5-like
Source: RefSeq, a predicted model, not a curated record
GCUGCACAGUUAGCUGCACACUUCUGGCAUAACAUAUACACUCAGCAAGAGUUGCACUGACAACAAUGCAAGGCCUCGCGGCAUCUUCCAAGCUGUCGCUGACCGUAGUGGUCGUCGCGGUGUUUCUGCUCGGCUUGGCGGGCGCCGCCCACGGCAGGAGGAAGCUCGUCUCCAGCGCCAACGACGAGCCGUGCAAGAAGAUGACGCUCUACUACCACGACAUCCUCUACGACGGCGGCAACAACACGGCGAACGCCACGUCGGCAGCGGCCACGGAGCCGACGGCGCUGAGCAAUAGCACCUACUUCGGCAUGCUGGUGGUGUUCGACGACCCCAUGACCAAAAGGAAGGCGCUGCCCGUUGGAAAUGAGCUGCCCACGGCGCGCGCGCAGGGGUUCUACUUCUACGACAAGAAAGGGUCCUUGAACUCGUGGUUCGCUUUCUCACUCGUGUUCAACUCCACGGCGUACAAGGGCACCCUCAACCUCAUGGGCGCCGACCUCAUGGGCGAGAGAACGCGGGACAUCUCCGUCGUGGGCGGCACCGGCGACUUCUUCAUGGCGCGCGGCAUCGCCACGCUCCGCACCGACGCCAUGGAGGGCUUGUACUACUUCCGCCUGCAGAUGGACAUCAAACUCUACGAGUGCUAUGUCUGAUGUCGGCAAGAAGGUGGGAUAUAUAUCUGCGAGCGUGUGCCAAUAAGGAGUGAUGUGCUGCUGCUACGGUGUUUGGUGUGGUGUAGAGAGUUGCAUGCAGAGGCCUAUGUGUGUCAUUCCCCAAGUUUGACUUCACUGUAUGUUUAUUCUGUUUUUGAAGGAUCUACAAUAUAUAAAAGUUCAUUGAAAGUACAAAGCAUCUC